Cylicocyclus nassatus is the source of this 1869-nucleotide messenger RNA. The record is from the annotation of a GenBank genome assembly. Lineage: Eukaryota; Metazoa; Nematoda; Chromadorea; Rhabditida; Strongylidae.
AGGGACGAUGCCCUAUAGAGCGGAGUUAAAAAGACCAGAUCUCAAAGGGCAGUUUCCAUGUUCGGUGUGCGGUAAAAUCUUCUGCCAUUCAUCGUCGCUAAGCAGACAUCGAAUGCAGGCGCACUUUAAGAGCUACACAUGCACUCAGUGCAAUCAGGAAAUAUCCAGUAAUGAAACGCUCCGGUCACACAUGUUCCGAAUCCAUAGCAUCUCCAGGAUGUUCAUGUGCAGAUGCUGCAACUGGGCUUUUCCCGAUAAGACUAGUUUACAUAUCCACAUGCAAAGCAUGCUACGAAAUGGUACUCCUGGAGAGGUGGCCAUCCUUGCUAGAAGCUCAACUGAAGACGGGCCGGGUAACUCCCUCGACGACUCACCACGUGGAUCGCCAACUUACUCUACAGAAUCGCUAUUAAAACAUCCUUUUCUCAAUCACGGCAAUGGCAGUAACAGCAAUAAUAACAAUAACAACGCGAAAACUGCAAACAAUAACGCUGGCAUUAAUUCGAUAUUUCCCACGAUUGUGAAGACAGAAAACCUGUUGGCCACCAUGAACAAAAAUAACCUUCUGCCCGCAAUGGAUUUGACGGCACUAUCUUCAAAUCAGUGGCUGUCCGCAUGGCUGGCGAACAAUCCUUUUGCUCCAAAUCUUGGCCAGCAGACGCUCUCCAAUGCUAACGCAGAGGCACCGUCAGAAACGAAGCGUUCCGAGGUCUCAGAGGAAGUCGACUACGAUGCACUGGAGAUAAAGAUGGAUGAAGAUGAUCUGCAUGACGAGGACAUCAAUCAUGAUCCGAGUCCCACUUCAGUAAUAGUUGAUCCAUGCCGCACACCCAAUCGGAAAGCAGAGGACGCUCGUGGCAGCCAAAAAAGAAAGGCAACACGGCCGCAGCAAGUCACGGAUGCCGUGCACGUCGAUCUGGAUGACAAGCUUUGCAACUCGUUGAAGUGCGAACCACCAUGUAAACUGGCGGCUAACAACAAGGAACUCGAGCAGCCGUCUCCUACAGUAUCCGACUCGCACACCAGUGGAACAAGCAGUCAGGCUGGAGACACACCCGCCAAAUGCUUCGAUUGCCAGGUUGUGAAGGAAAAGCUGAAUGUAUCGCAGUCGAAGAUGUUAGAGUACGAGCAGAAAAUCAAUCAUCUCGAAGCGAAAAUCGUCGAGCUGCAACGAACAGCCAGCGAAAGAAAUCACAACAACGAUCAAAGUGAAAGUUUUCAUGCAGAAGGCAAUUCCGAUCAGCUACAGGUUGCUAUGCCUGCAGCCAUGCCAGCAGUCGCGUUGUUCCCACAAUUUUCGCCACCACUUCCGUUCAUGCACAAUCCGGCAGUGAAGAUGUUUUUGCACAAUUUUAUGCAGUUUCAGCUUAGUCGACCAUCGUGUUAGUCAGUGUUCUGCUUUAAAAAUCAAACGCUAAUGCUGUACACAGGUUCGUAUAAUCGUCGUCACCCCUCACUCCUCCUCACACAUUGAUUCGUUCGUUUCUAGUUGAUCGUUUUGCAUCAGAGAUGUGCAUCGCUGUAUAUACUUACUUAUAUUCUUCAAAGGCUUUUCAUACUGAGAAUUGGCAGGAAUUACAACAAAUGCAAUACUAGAACCAAUACACCUCAUUUAAUUAUUCACUAAUCUUUACGUUCGAUGCAAUUCACUUUUCGUUUUGUUGUUAUAUAUCCCGAGUUUUAUUCGUACGUUUGUUGUCAUGCAAAGAAGAUAUUUGAUGAAGCAGGUUUCGCCGAUUUCUGUUUUUGCGUUUUUCGCAUGGAUGUGUUCCGUCCAUCAAUCACACGACUAGCAGAUUAUGCUUAUCAUAUACGGUUAUGAAUUGUGGAACUUCUAUAAACUGUGAGAAUAGUUGAAUCUAGCUCCCC